Messenger RNA from Durio zibethinus, 948 nucleotides. RefSeq lists its product as uncharacterized. The record is from RefSeq and is a predicted model, not a curated record. NCBI's taxonomy places the organism in Eukaryota, Viridiplantae, Streptophyta, Magnoliopsida, Malvales, Malvaceae.
AUGUCCAACCCUCCACCGCCUCAACCUUCAACCCUUCACCACCAAGUGCCGUACAUCACCACACCAACCACCCUCACCACCACCAACCGUGAAUACCGCAAAGGGAACUGGACAAUCCAAGAAACUCUAAUCCUCAUCACAGCUAAAAGACUAGACGAUGAACGCCGUAUCAAACCUUCAACAAGCUCACAUUCAAGACCUGGAGAACUGAAGUGGAAAUGGGUUGAAAACUAUUGCUGGGAUCAUGGCUGUUACCGAAACCAAAACCAAUGCAACGACAAGUGGGAUAACCUCCUCCGUGAGUACAAAAAGGUCCGCCAGUACCAAUCAUCCCAAUCCGAGUCCUCUGAUCACUUCCCUUCUUACUGGUCCAUGGAAAGACACCAACGUAAGCUCCAUAACUUGCCUACCAACAUGUCUCCUGAAGUCUUUAAAGCCCUCAAUGAUGUCCUUCAAAGAAAAAACAACAUCCAUCAACAGCAACAGCAAGAACAGCAACCUCAGCAACAACAACAACAAAGUACCAGUAGCAUUCACCAACAGCAACUAAAGCAACCUUCUAUUUCUCAACCAACAGACCAACUAGCUGUCGGGACAGAUCAACAACCGCCGGAGAUUGAAGCUCCGAUAACAGUUUCAGAGGAGUCAGAUUCUUCAGAGACUGAGUCAAGUGAAAAUUUGGAUUCGGAGACCAAACGGAAAAAAGUUCGGAAAAUUGGUUCAAGUAUAAUGCGAAGUGCUUCAGUUUUGGCCCAAACCCUCAAAAGUUGCGAGGAGAAGAAAGAGAAACGACACCAAGAAGUGAUGAAGCUUGAACAACGUAGACUUCAAAUCGAAGAAACUCGAAACGAAGUUAACCAGAAAGGAAUCACUGAUCUUGUUGCUGCCAUGACUAACUUAUCUGGUGCAAUUCAGUCCCUUAUUGCCAACCAUUACGAUCAAACAUGA